AGUUCAAAGGAUGAAGAACGUUGAAUUUCAAGAACUAAAGACAAAAGAGGAAGGAAGAAAAAGGGACAGAAAACAUAGAGAAAGAGAUAAAAGUUGUGAGGAUUGUGCGGAAUUUGAUUAUUUUUUCUGGAACUUGGAAAUUUUCUAGGAAAUGAUAUGAAAGUAAGAAACAAAAAGCUUGCCUUUAGUUUGGAUUGGUUUUCCAAGAAAGUGGGUUUCUGAAUAUCUGGCAUAUGGAGAAUUCUUUUUGAUUCAAGAUUCUUGAUCAAGAGAAUCUUGGCAAGAAUUCAAAUCUUUAAUUCAUGGAGGAUUCAGAAGAUGCAAGAUUAUAGUAACUGAGUUUCAAGUUUUUAUGCAACUUUCAAAUGCAAGAAAGCUCAAAAUCUUUAGAGAGGGACCAAGAAACAAAAAUGAGCAGAGGAAAAGAUCCUGUGAAACUUGACGAUGAGCAACUGGCAGAGCUACGUGAAAUAUUCAGGUCAUUUGAUCGAAACAAGGAUGGUAGCUUAACACAGCUAGAACUCGGAUCACUGCUCCGAUCACUUGGCCUAAAACCAAGUGAAGAUCAAUUAGAGGCCUUGAUACAAAAGGCAGACAAGAACAGCAAUGGUUUGAUCGAGUUCUCCGAAUUUGUAGCCCUUGUUGAGCCUGAUCUUGUUCAGGCUAAGUCUCCCUACACAGAGGAUCAGUUAAAGAAGAUAUUCACCAUGUUUGAUCGGGAUGGAAAUGGAUAUAUAACUCCGGCAGAGUUAGCGCAUUCGAUGGCUAAGUUGGGGCAUGCCUUGACGGCAGAGGAGUUGACAGGGAUGAUCAAGGAGGCAGAUACCGAUGGUGAUGGUUGCAUCAGCUUUCAGGAGUUUACUCAGGCUAUUACCUCUGCUGCUUUUGACAAUUCUUGGUGCUGAAGUUGCCUUGCGGCUGGCGCAGUUUUGAUGCGGAAAAGGAAGAUUGAGAAGGCAAUGGAUUGGAUUGGUGUUUUUAUAUAACCAUUUUGUAAUGAUUCAUGCACAAGUUUAAUCAUUAUGUAAAGUUACGUCUGCUCUAGUUGGGCUGUUUAGCUGUUUGUGAUUAUUCUUGGAUGUUAUUUCGACAAGCCCCGAAAUGUCAUGGAUGUUAAAUUUUGUAUCAGCUUCAAAGGGUCUGUUGCUGGCUGGUCAUCUUACCUUGCUUUAGAAAUUUUGUGAUUCAGUUAUGUAAUCUCUCUGUUGUGUUCUAAUCUCCUCUCUUUGCAUUAAUCAAAUGGAUUGCUAGUUAAAUAAGUGCAAUCGUCACAUAUUUUACCACUGAA
Ricinus communis (castor bean) is the source of this 1288-nucleotide messenger RNA. Its product is annotated as probable calcium-binding protein CML18. Gene Ontology annotation, molecular function: calcium ion binding; enzyme regulator activity. The coding region runs from base 366 to 905 and encodes 179 amino acids. The record is from RefSeq and is a predicted model, not a curated record. Lineage: Eukaryota; Viridiplantae; Streptophyta; Magnoliopsida; Malpighiales; Euphorbiaceae. The transcript has 2 exons.